GGAAAAUGUGUCUGACCCGUCACUGUGGAGUUUGAGGUCUCCAUCUCACAGCUUGUUAAAGUGGAUGAAGUCAAUCAGAUCAUGGAAACGAAUCUUUGGCUGAGACAUAUAUGGAAUGACUACAAGCUGAAGUGGGCACCUGCAGAGUUUGAUGGGAUUGAAUUCAUCAGAGUCCCAUCAAACAAAAUCUGGAGGCCUGACAUUGUACUUUACAACAAUGCUGUUGGGGACUUCUUGGUGGAGGACAAAACCAAAGCUCUUUUGAAAUAUGAUGGAACCAUCACAUGGGUCCCUCCUGCAAUCUUCAAAUCAUCCUGUCCUAUGGACAUCACGUACUUCCCCUUUGACUAUCAAAAUUGCUCUAUGAAGUUUGGCUCCUGGACCUAUGACAAGGCUAAGAUUGACCUGGUUCUUAUUGGCUCAAAGGUAAACCUUAAAGAUUUCUGGGAGAGUGGAGAGUGGGAGAUCAUUGAUGCACCUGGUUAUAAGCACGACAUCAAGUACAACUGCUGUGAAGAGAUCUACCCAGACAUAACCUACAGUUUUUACAUACGGCGACUGCCCCUGUUCUACACUAUCAACCUUAUUAUUCCCUGCCUCCUCAUCUCCUUUCUGACAGUACUCGUCUUCUACCUUCCAUCAGACUGUGGCGAGAAAGUGACAUUGUGCAUCUCUGUACUCCUCUCUCUCACUGUGUUCCUUCUUGUCAUUACGGAAACCAUCCCGUCCACCUCGCUUGUGAUUCCUCUGAUUGGCGAGUACCUUCUUUUCACCAUGAUUUUCGUUACCCUCUCCAUAGUCAUCACCGUCUUUGUAUUGAAUGUGCACUAUCGCACUCCUAUGACCCACACUAUGCCUAGUUGGGUCCGUUCCGUCUUCCUCCGAGCUUUACCCCGCAUUAUGCUCAUGCGUCGGCCUCUCGAUCUAUCAGAGACUUCUGGAAAAGGAGGCUUAGAAAGUGGGGCUCUUCCGAACGGAACAGGACGAGGAGGAGAGGGAAAAAAGAGGAAAAACAGUGGAUCCCAGCAAGGAGCAAUGAACUCUUUGGAAUUUGGAGAGGGGAAAGCAGCAUUGGAAGGAAAGAAAGGGGGAUGCCCAUGUCACCCAAUGAAAGAUGCAACUGAGGGGGAUUGUGGGAAAGUGAGUCGUCAGUUGAGUCCACAGGCUAUUAACACAGUUGUGGCUUUCUCUGUGGUGUCACCGGAGAUCAAACAGGCUAUUGAGAGUGUAAAGUACAUAGCUGAGAACAUGAGGAGCCGCAACAAAGCCAAAGAGGUGGAGGAUGAUUGGAAAUAUGUUGCCAUGGUGAUUGACCGCAUCUUCCUUUGGGUCUUUGUGCUGGUGUGUGUGCUGGGAACUAUGGGCCUCUUCCUGCAACCUCUGAUUGGCUUCCUCUCGUAAUUAACUAUACCAGCUUGCCUGCUCUAACCAAUAAUUAUCUGAGUCACUGACAUGCUCCAUAUUUCAUUAGCAUCACAAAUGUUCCAUCACUACAACAAAACUCUCCUAAACUACAUACCGGUGUUUUUGCGCAGCCAAUAAGUAAUCAGGUGUUCUGUUUUUCUCUCUGCCACUCAUCAAUUGGAGACUUAAAGACUGCUUUUUGACUUUUUAACGAUCAAUCACUCCAAGUGAACUUUCUAAUCACCAUCCUGAAGCACUGAAAUGUCCAUAAGAAGACUAAUCAAACUGAUUGGUGUUCUGUGUCCACCGCUCAGAAUUACGUUCCACUUACAAUAUCUGAUUACA
Molecule: messenger RNA, 1749 nt
Organism: Puntigrus tetrazona (Sumatra barb)
Lineage: Eukaryota; Metazoa; Chordata; Actinopteri; Cypriniformes; Cyprinidae
Gene: chrna6
Product: cholinergic receptor, nicotinic, alpha 6
Biological process (GO): nervous system process; regulation of membrane potential; monoatomic ion transmembrane transport
Cellular component (GO): synapse; postsynaptic membrane; neuron projection
Molecular function (GO): transmembrane signaling receptor activity; acetylcholine-gated monoatomic cation-selective channel activity
Source: RefSeq, a predicted model, not a curated record